This is a messenger RNA of Phaeodactylum tricornutum CCAP 1055/1, 273 nucleotides long. RefSeq lists its product with no specific name. The transcript has a single exon. Lineage: Eukaryota; Bacillariophyta; Bacillariophyceae; Surirellales; Neidiaceae. The record is from RefSeq and is a predicted model, not a curated record. The annotation marks the transcript as partial.
GUACAGGUCACUUCCGUCUACAACAAGGAACAGUCCGAUCCGCCCAUGCGCAAACACUGUUUCCAGUACACCAUCCGGAUUACCAACAACUCUCCCACUGACACCAUCCAGCUGCUCGGGCGCCGCUUCGAAAUUCAAACCGUCGGGUCCAGUAUGAAGGACGUUGUACAAGGCGAGGGAGUCACUGGACGUACCCCGGUGCUCAAGCCUGGCGAAGUCUUUGAAUAUACGUCGACGGCGCCGCUUUCGGUCCGCCCGAUCGGCACGACGGAA